Messenger RNA from Phaedon cochleariae (mustard beetle), 1782 nucleotides. The record is from the annotation of a GenBank genome assembly. NCBI's taxonomy places the organism in Eukaryota, Metazoa, Arthropoda, Insecta, Coleoptera, Chrysomelidae.
AUGGAAUUCAGAAGAAGUUACGUACCACAUAGACCAAAAAGGAAGAAUAUCCCGAAGCGAGUUGAUUAUCGGAGAGAAGUCAAAAAAUCUCAGGAACUCGAAGAUUCUGAGGAAUCUGAAGAAUGGAUAGAAUGGCUCGAAAUCGUAGAAGAUUUUUAUAAAGGUCGAGUUACUAAAGACCCUUCAGAUAAUUAUAUAAACAUAGAAAAUAUUGAAGAAAAUGGAGAUAUAUCCACAGAAAUAACGACGAAAUCAAAGUGCGUAGACGUUAGUACCCAAACCGAAUUUGACAAUCGAAUGGACGUAUUAGAAAAUGAAGCAAUAGAAGUAGUGACGGCGUUGAAUAAUAUGGAGGAUAUAGAAAAGGAAAAUGCCGUUUGUUCGGCAAUUUCUACGAUUGAAAACCAAACCACUGAGGAAACCAUAGUGGAAAUUCCUGGACAUACUUGGGAAACAGACAUAAUGUUAGAAAAUGAUGUCACUAUUCCAGCUCGCACAGAAGCGAUGGUGUACGCAAAACUUAAGGUCAACUUGAAGGGAAACUCAAUAGUAUGCGAGCCAAUAGAAUUAGGGAAUGGAUAUGUUCAUACAGCUAGCUGCUCGUUAGAAAAUUCCUCGAAAAUUUGGAAAAUAGAUGAUGAAUCGGACUCAGACGAAGAGACAGCGACAGUUGCAAGAUUUCAUCCACUCAUGGUCCCACAGUGGGUGAACCUUGACCCUGAAAUGAACAAGCAGAAUGAAAUGAUAAGCGAAGAUGAUGAAUCUAACGACGGACAAACCGAAAGUGAAUCUGAAGAAGAGGGGUUGCUGAAAGAACCAAUGCCAAUGUUGAGAAGGCACGAGGUGGCCGCUUAUGUUUUAUCUGUCUGUCACAUCUUGGAAAUAACCUUCUUACUGUUAUUCCGGUUCAUGACCCAGGUGAAAGGGACUAUCGCUUACGAUUGUGAGGACAAAAAUAUUGAAACCACCGUUGUUUCAAUCCGCGAGGUCGCGAAGUGUCCAGAAUUGGAAUCCGCGUAUAAAAGUGAAUCGAGCAGAGUCAAGAUUCUGCAAAGGGACGAAAUAAACCUUCAACAGGACAUUGAAAGCAUUACUAUGAAUGGAACCACAACUGCGACCCUGACUAUAGGAGGUUCAGUAGAUUUGGAUGGAUCUUGUCAAGGAUCAACAUACCAUGAAAAUGGACAGACUUGGAAGAAUGUGGUUAUCAUUGCUACAAUAAAAAUUCAGGUGACUGAUUACCUAGCCAGGGUCAAGAUGGACGAGAAUGAACUGGUUCUAUCAGGAGGAGUUAUCUGCCCAUUCUUGAAAGGAUACUGCUUCGACACAACCCUGGGAGAAAUCACGUGGGACGUCAACCCUUUACGAACAUUAAAUAAUCUGACCAAAUUCAUGGGUCCAGUAACAAGAAUUAUUCAAUCCUAUGCAGAUGAGGUAGAUUGUACUGCAUUAACGCCACCGUUGUAUUUGAUAGAUGAUCAAUGGAUAGGAUUAUCUCCCUACCCGACGGUUAAAAAGGCACCAGAAGAGCUAUCACCAGAAUCACAUUUAACGCUGAGCUUUGCCCCUAUCCAGCCAAUUACACUUGGAAUAUAUACUCAGGAGGAAAUAACCAAUGCCCAGAGGAUUUUGACUUUCGGAAACAAAAGAAAAGCUGUGGAAAACAUCAUAGCUCGUAGGGUAGCGGGAUUGGAGACAACCGGGCAAGGUUUCUCUACUUUAAACAUUUCCAACCCGGAAGAGAUGAAGGAGUUGGCACAUAAUACUAUGCAGCAAAUCUGA